UUUUGGUCCAGCGUUCUUGCUGGGCUGACUGCACUUGCUCUCCGCCACAGUCAGGCAGCUCCGCAGCCGCAGCCGGCAGACUCCAACAUCAGAAGCCAUGCCCACCGUGGACCACAUCCUCGAGCACGCAGGGGACUUCCACUUCUUCCAGAAGAGAACCUUCCUCCUCCUCGCGCUGCUCUCGGCCGCGUUCACCCCCAUCUAUGUGGGCAUCGUCUUCCUGGGCUUCACCCCGGACCACCACUGCCGGAGCCCCGGGGUGGCCGAGCUGAGCCGCCGCUGCGGCUGGAGCCCCGAGGAGGAGCUCAACUACACAGUGCCCGGCCUGGGUGAGGCCGAUGGGGCCUUCCUCCGCCAGUGCAUGCGCUACGAGGUGGACUGGAACCAGAGCUCCCUGAGCUGCGUGGACCCACUGGCCAGCCUGGCCCCCAACAGGAGCCACCUGCCGCUGAGCCCGUGUGAGCACAGCUGGGUGUACUACAUGCCCGGCUCGUCCAUCGUCACCGAGUUUAACCUGGUGUGUGACCACUCCUGGAUGCUGGACCUGUUUCAGUCAGUGGUGAAUGGCGGUUUCUUCAUCGGCUCCAUGAGCAUCGGCUACCUAGCAGACAGGUUUGGCCGCAAGCUCUGCCUCUUAGUCACCAUCCUCAUAAAUGCGUCGUCUGGAGUCCUCAUGGCCGUGUCGCCCAGCUACGCCUGGAUAUUGAUCUUCCGCCUGAUCCAAGGCCUGGUCAGCAAAGCCAGCUGGAUGAUAGGAUACAUCCAGAUUACGGAGUUCGUCGGACCGAGUUACCGGAGAACGGUGGGCAUUCUCUACCAGGUGGCCUUCACCUUCGGCCUGCUGGUGCUAGUCGGGGUGGCCUACGCACUCCCUCACUGGCGGUGGCUGCAGCUCGCUGUGACCCUGCCCAGCUUCUGCUUCCUGCUCUACUACUGGUGCAUCCCUGAGUCUCCAAGGUGGCUGAUCUCUCAGAACAAAAAUGCCAAAGCCUUGAGGAUCAUGAAAUACAUUGCCAAGAAGAAUGGAAAAUAUCUGCCUGCAUCUCUCCAGAGCCUGAGAGUGGACGAGGAAGUCAGUGAGAAGCUCAAUCCAUCCUUCCUUGACUUGGUCAGGACACCCCAGAUGAGGAAACACACACUCAUCUUGAUGUACAACUGGUUCACGGGCUCAGUUCUGUACCAGGGCCUCAUCAUGCACAUGGGCCUUGCCGGGAGUGACGUCUACCUGGACUUCUUCUACUCUGCCCUGAUGGAAUUCCCGGCUGCCAUCAUCAUCAUUGUCACCAUCGACCGCAUCGGCCGCCGCUAUCCUUGGGCUGUGUUCAAUAUGGUAGCAGGGGUCGCCUGCCUAGCCUUGGUCUUCAUCCCUGACAAUCUGCAGGGGCUGAAGAUUGCCAUGGCCUGUUUGGGCAGAAUGGGGAUUACCAUGAGCUAUGAGAUGGUCUGCCUAGUCAACGCUGAGCUGUACCCCACCUUCAUCAGGAAUCUAGGUGUCAUGGUCUGCUCCUCGCUGUGCGACAUCGGCGGCAUCCUCACGCCCUUCCUCGUCUACCGGCUCACGGCCGUCUGGCUGCAGCUCCCCCUGCUGGUGUUCGCUGUGGUGGGCUUGGUGGCAGGAGUACUGGUGCUGAUGCUGCCGGAGACCAAAGGGAAGGCUUUGCCUGAGACCAUUGAGGAGGCUGAGAACAUGCAGAGACCAAGAAAAAGUCAAGAAAAACUGAUUUACCUCCAAGUUAAGAAGCCGGAGGGUCCACUCAAGUAAGGGAAGACCAGGACUCCCACAGUGGUCUGGCUCUGGAAUGCCAAGGCCAGAAGCAGAGAGUCCUUCACUCACCACAAAGUCCUUCCAGUCUGACCACACUUGCCCUUGAACCCCGCCUUCCUGUGCCACCACAGGCAGGAUUUGACUCACACCACGCAAGCCCCACCAGCAUCGCUAGGACCAUGGCCACUGGUUUCCUGGAGUAUCUCUCCAUCUUUGUAUUUCUCCACUGAGUAUCUUCCCCUACAUAUGCAAUGACCACAAACCGAAAUAUUGGCAGCUGUGGGCCAGGAAAACCCUACAGGCAAUAUCUGAAAAACCAUAAAGUCAAGGAGAGAAGAAAACACCCAAAACUCAGUCAGGCUCUCUGGGAUCUAGGUCAAACUUUACAAAACUCUUUUGGUAGCAGAAGUGAGGGCGCUUUAAAACGCAUUGAUCGUUAUUUUGGGGAUAAUUAUCAUUGGUGUAAGACUUGAGUGGGAAACCCACACAGACUUAGGAACACACCUUGAGUGGUCAGUACACUGAACAAAUACAACUGUGUACUUCUACAAA
Ochotona princeps (American pika) is the source of this 2317-nucleotide messenger RNA. RefSeq names its product solute carrier family 22 member 2 (gene SLC22A2). Gene Ontology annotation, biological process: transmembrane transport. Gene Ontology annotation, cellular component: membrane. The transcript is spliced from 11 exons. Bases 98 to 1762 code for a protein of 554 amino acids. NCBI's taxonomy places the organism in Eukaryota, Metazoa, Chordata, Mammalia, Lagomorpha, Ochotonidae. The record is from RefSeq and is a predicted model, not a curated record.